AUUACAUUCUUACUGAAAUAUUCUUAUCUGUGAUUUCCUUUCAGUAAUCAUAGCAUGGCGAUUUCAUCUGAUAUGGCAAAUCCCAAAAUGCAGACACCGGUAAACUGUGACACUUGUGAAAAUACGGCGGAACAUUUGUGCAAAACGUGUCACGACAGGUUAUGCCACAAAUGUAAAGAUAUCCACUCUAGAAGUAAGGGUACAUUUGACCACGAAGUCGUCUUAUUAACAUAUGAAUCACUUACAUUGUCUCAUGAAUGCCCUUCUCAUCUUAUUUGCAAAUGGCAUCCAAACUUUCGGGCAAAUAUUGGAUGUCAAGAAUGUGAGGUUCCCGUUUGUGAGAAAUGCCUUAUUGGGGAACAUAAUGGUCAUAAACUAAUGGAUUUUACAGAAAUGUUCUAUAAGAAGAAGGAGAAACUCGAACUGAAAUUAUCUACAGUUUGCGCAGAGCUACCAAAAUAUGAAGCAACACUGAAGAAAAUUAUCGAAAGAAAAGCGCUGGAAAUGGAGAACAAUGAAAUUGUGAAGAAAGAAAUUCGUGCUCACCUUCAAAGAGUGAUAUCAGAACUUAAAGAAACCGAAAAACAUCUUGAAGAAAAGGUUGAUGAGCGAGAGAAAUCUAACUUAGAAAUACUUAAAGUUCAAGAGGAUCGAUUUCUAUCCCACGUUCGAAAUAUGAAAGACUUUAUGUCAAGUUUUCAGACGAACGACAUGCAGAAGAGAAGUUUCUUCAUCUUAUAUGCAAAUUGCACCCUUGGUGUUACGAUGCCAGAUGAGUGUCCAUCCUUAUCGUUUCCUGGUAUAAUCAAAUAUUUGCAAGAAGAAAAGGAAAACUUAAACAGAAUGCCGAUUUCAAAGAUAUUGGGAAUGCUUUAUAGUUUUGCAAUAGCUCGACCGCUAUCAUCUGCUGCCAUGGUUGUACUUCAGUCAAUAGCCAUAAACAAAGGACCGAUUGAGUCCCUUUGUAGUCAACUAAACAACAACGUAUGUUCAUAUUGGAUUUUCUCAAAAAAUACAUCAGAAUUUAUGAAUUUUGAUAGUAAAGGUAAUUGCCUUUCAAAAGUAAAUACAAACAUUCAAAAUUUCAAAAACAAACCUAUAUGUGUUACUGAAGUUGGCAUGGUUAUCUUUAGAAAAAGUCAACCAACAUUAUAUGCAACCGGAACAAGCAGUGAGACAUUAUUUGUAGAUUUAACACCUUUGUUACCUGUGUGCAUGUGUCUUGCAAGAAGCGGGGAUAUUUUGGUUGCAGCAGUGCAUAUGCAAGAAAAUGUUGGCGCAGUUGUCCGAUAUAAUUGUGAAGGAAAAUGUCUUCAACGCGUAACACAUUUAUGGGAAAAAAUGAUUCCUAAACCAAUUUUCAAAACCAACAACCUUCGUGCGUACAUUUCAGAGAACAUAAAUGGUGAUAUAUGUCUGUCCAUAGACGUUGUUAAUGUCAUAUGUACAGAUGGAGUACUUAGAUUUACCUAUACAGGGAAGGAGGCGUCAUUGGCUUAUCCAUUUCUUCCCCGUGGAAUAUGUACAGAUAUUCUUGGAAACAUUCUCAUCGCUGAUGAAAACAACCAUGGAAUUCACGUUUUAGACAAAGAUGGCAAGUUUUUAUCUCUAUUAACCAUUCCGGUAGAUGACCAAGUUAAUCCAAUAUCUGUGUGUGUUGACUACAAGAACGACCUCUGCGUCGGUUGUUCAGAUGGAAAAAUAAGAAUCAUCAAUUAUCUAAGCUGA
Molecule: messenger RNA, 1728 nt
Organism: Saccostrea echinata
Lineage: Eukaryota; Metazoa; Mollusca; Bivalvia; Ostreida; Ostreidae
Product: E3 ubiquitin-protein ligase TRIM71-like
Exons: 1
Coding region: 55-1728 (557 amino acids)
Biological process (GO): positive regulation of DNA-templated transcription
Cellular component (GO): chromatin; nucleoplasm
Molecular function (GO): ubiquitin-protein transferase activity; protein binding; zinc ion binding
Source: RefSeq, a predicted model, not a curated record